CUUGCUUUUGCGCAUAGCUGAACUCGUUUGUUUCGAGUAUGUAUCUCGUAAGAUGGCGCUUCAUAUCUAAACGUCACGACAACUGUCAAUUCUCAGUUAUCUACAAACCACAAAUGUCAAAUCAACGAAAGUAAACAAUAGAGGAUAUAAAGAUAAUUCUUCUUAAUGUGAUUUUGAUAUAUAUAUAAUUAUUAUAAUUAUAUUGAAGAAAAAUGUCAGACGAAGAAGAUACUGCAAUACUAUUGAAUAGUGCGAAUAAAACUAUUGAAAAAUCUAUAAACAAGGUUCCGAAUGAUUAUCAAUGUUUACCUCCUAAAAAUUUAAGGAAACCACUUCCAAAAGAGAAUGAUAAUUUAACACCAUUAACAUCUGGAAAUAAAAAUAUUUUUGUUUCCAUGGUGGCAAUUUUAGCAGGAAUUGCUUUUGGAAGUGAUAUGAGCAUUGCAAAACCUAUAGCUCCUUUAAUCAAACAUGAAUUUAAUUUGAACUGUUUUGAAAAAGAUUUUGUUAUAAGUAUUUGGUUUGUCGGAGCUCUUGUUGGUGGUUUAACUGGUGGUUUUUUGAUCGAUUCAUUCGGUCGACGUUGGACCAUGAUAUUGACGUUAGUUUUUCUAACUUUUGGCGCUUUGUUAUCAGCUUUGGCAAAUCAUUAUAUUUUAUUACUUGUCGCUCGGAUGAUUUGCGGAUAUUCUGGAUCUGUAUCAGCCAUAGCUCAUUGUAUAUAUAUGGCAGAAGUGUCCGAGUUAAAUAAACGCGGAUAUAAUAUAAUAUUAUAUCAAUUGGGUGUAGCUACUGGAUUUUUGAUUUCCGUCAUUGCCGCUGCGAUCAAAAAUAUUGAUUAUCAAUGGCGAUUUUCAAUUGGUAUAACAGCCGUACCUGCUUUAACCGCUUGUAUAAUAACCAUUAUAUUUCUUCAACGAUCUCCACCGUUUUUACUUUAUAAAAGAAUGGCAAAUGUUUCGAAAACAUCGUCAAAGAAAGCUUGGUACACAAUUUUUGAGACCCUAACGAUUAUGGCUUUUUUACUGAUAUUUCAACAAGGUACUGGCAAACGGCAAGUUUUGUAUUACGCACCAAGAUUGUUUGCGUUAUUAGGUAUUUGUUCUAACGUUGCAGAAGUCACAGCCUUAAUAUCGCUGGCUAUCGUGAAGGUAUUUAGUACAAUGUUAUCUUUGAUCAUAGUAGAAAGAUGUGGUCGACGAACAGCUCUAAUUACAUCGGCAACUAUCUGCAUGACUACAAUAUCGUUAUUAUCUUUACUUGCUACGAUAGAUAGGGGUGACGACAAUUUAGAUGUUAUAAAUAAUCAUUGUAAGAAUCAUCGUAAUGAGGAAGUUAAAAUUCAUACCAUUUUACCUACUGGAUCACCACCGCCGUUCCCCUUACUACCGACUCCGUUAGCUAUUGUACCACCUAGUCCAGAAACAUGGACGCAAAUUAAAGCAUCUUGCGAAAUACAAAAUAUUGCUGUUUCGGAUGGUUUAACCGAUAGUUUGCGUAUCCUAGCAGUAAUAACGUUACUCGUGUAUGAAGCAGCAUAUGCUUUAGGACUUGGACCAGUACCACUUUUAAAUCUCACGGAAGUUUUCCCUGCAGCAGUACGAGGGAAAUGUAUCAGUUUCGUUUCCAUUGUAAUAUGGAUAACCCAUAUUAUUGCUACAGAAUCUGUCAGUGCUAUGACCAAAUCGUUGACAUUAGCUGGCUCCUAUUUAUUUUAUAGUUUCAUGUGUCUCGUUACAAUAUUUUACGUCUUUCUUUUCAUUCCCGAAACAAAAGGUAAAUCUUUACAUCAAAUUGCUCAAGAAUUAAGGAAAAUUUCUCUUGGGAUGCGUAUAUGUAAUAAUUUGCGCAGUUUACCGCUCAUUUGUCACAUUCAGUGGAUAAAACGAUAUAAUGAAAAUACAAAUAACGGGCAAAGUACUUUAAUUUGAAAAUGAAAUUUCAAUUAUCAAAAUAUUGGAUUAUCCCAAAAGUUCUUGUAGUUUUUUUUAUUAUUGAGAGUAUUUAAAAUAAUUUCUAAAUCAUUUUUGAACCAUUAAAAAUUAUUUUAUAACUGGUUUAGGUUAUUGAGUUUGUUUCGAAAUUAUUAAAAAAAAAAAAAAAUUUUUUCAAAAUAAACAGUUUGAAAAAUUCCAGGAUAAUCCAAUAAACAUAUAUAAUCCUUAUAUGUCGACGAAAGUAUUCUAAAUAUUAUCUUUAUCUCAUUUUGAAUGAAUUAUUAUAAAAAAACUUAUCUUAAAAACACUUCUAUAUGAUAUUGUGUUCAAUAAGUAUUGUAUGUCAAUAAUACAUACACGUGUACUUCCAAAAAUAUUAUCGUAACUGCCGAUUGUUAUAGAACAUAUCACACAUAAUGUAAUAGAAAUGUCAAAAUAUGUAAAUCAUUUUUGAUGCCAAAGACUGACUAGGUUUUUAAUUUCAUCUUUUCAUCUUCUUUCAAUUUAU
This is a messenger RNA of Apis florea (little honeybee), 2445 nucleotides long. RefSeq names its product solute carrier family 2, facilitated glucose transporter member 10. Gene Ontology annotation, molecular function: D-glucose transmembrane transporter activity. The record is from RefSeq and is a predicted model, not a curated record. Gene Ontology annotation, cellular component: membrane. Gene Ontology annotation, biological process: D-glucose transmembrane transport. NCBI's taxonomy places the organism in Eukaryota, Metazoa, Arthropoda, Insecta, Hymenoptera, Apidae.